AUGGAAGAUGACGAAGAACAUACAUAUUAUGGCGAUGCGGCUAUACUCGAACCUAUUGCUGAACAACAAGAUGAUGAGAUUACAACGUCUCCAAUGAGUAGUUCAAGUAUGGAUACGAGUUUUGUCGAAGAAGAACGACGAGCUCACGAAGAAAUACGUCAAUUUGAGGAGCUCGAAAAACAAUUUGCUUCUAAUCGACGUGGUAUACGUGUUAAAUUUGAUGAUGAACAAGUUACACCAUCGAUACAAACAACAGUUAUUAAAACUGAACCGUGUUUUCAAGUUAAUUCAACUGAGGAUCAAGUUACUAAACAUUUUUAUCAAAAUCAGUUUCAAUUGAAAGAUGAAGAGAAUAAUCAAGGAUCGAAUAAAAUUUUAUCAAGAACACCAAGUGAACGAGAUAGCCUUGAAGAAGAAUAUGUUGUUGCAUUUGAACAAGAAAAAGAUACAUCACAAAAGCCAAAUGAAAUUAAAAACGGCAACUAUAAUAAAAUUCCUGAUCUUCUUGAUCAAAUUUGUUGUACUUCACCCGGUAAAUCAAUCCUUAAGAAGUCUCAAAAGAAAGAAAGAAUUCUAACAACAAAAUUCGAUCAAACUUCAGAUCCUCGUUCAACUUCUCCGCCUACUUUGAAUAAGAAAAAAAGUCUUUCUACUCGCUCUGAUUCCAAUGAAAUUCAACAUUUGGCUGAAGCAACGGCUAAACAAACAUUGUCUCAAACACUUCCUCCCAUUCGUUCACUUUUUGAACCAACAAUUAAUAUCUUUGACACAUCAUUAUCAAACCAAGUUGUGCCAAACACUCGUCGUCCAGCUCGACUUCAAUACUAUGUUAAACCGUAUAGAGGAAGCACUUAUAUCCAUCCGGAUAUCAAUAAAAAAAAUCGAUCAAGAUCACUUUCAGAACAAAGACUUGGUCAAGAAUCAAGAGCAAGUGUUUGGUAUACUUUUUCAAAUCAAUACAAUCAGCCAUCGACUGGAGAAUGGAACAGGAGACAACAUGUAUCGUGGUCACCUGUUAGAGAAUAUAUUCAUCAAGGAAGAAAUAAAGUUCUUAAGUCACCGACGAAAAAAACUGAAUUACCACCAAAUAAAACUUCAUCUCUAUUAACAGCAAAUUCAUCGAGUAGUCCAUGUCUUCGAAGUUCAUCGUCAAUGAUUCCAGUUUCUGUUCGUUAUCGGUCGUCCCGUUUAUCUGAGAUACCUCAGCAUUUUCGUCAAUCUUUUCCUCCUUCAUCAAUAGAUUCAUAUGAAUCGUCUUCUAUAACAAAUUGUUCUCUAACACCAAUAACACCUACUUCGCAGAAUAGUCAAUAUGAACAAAAGAAAGAGAAAAAUUUUAUAUCGUCAUUACCUGAUAUAAUACAUCAACAUCGGCAAGAACAUGAUAAUACACUUCAACGUUAUGAUCGAUUAUUAGAAAAGAUGCGUGCAACAGAUGAACAACUUCAAACACUAUCAAGAUCAUGGACAAACAAUACACAAAAAAAAACAAGAUCGACCUGUGACUUGGAUUUAUCACUAAAUAAAUCAACUAGUAGCAGUACACUUUUUUCACCAACGUCUCUUCAAAUGUGUCUUAUAAUUUUGGUAAUUUUUAAUUUACUCUUCAUAUAUUUAUUCAGCAAAGUAAACAUAUGGUGGAGUCAAUCUGCUGCUCAUACAAUGACAACUGAACAGCGUGACGAAGGAGAAUUUCAGUUUUGA
Molecule: messenger RNA, 1704 nt
Organism: Rotaria socialis
Lineage: Eukaryota; Metazoa; Rotifera; Eurotatoria; Philodinida; Philodinidae
Source: the annotation of a GenBank genome assembly